AUAUGCGACAACGAGGACGACCCGUGCCCGAAAAGUGAGAUCUGUCUCAUAUGAUAUUGUUGUGUAAUACGCCGCUCUGUCAUCACCUGAUCCCGGGGAAACGACUUGAUCGGGGAUCCGGGCGUUCCUCAGUCGUUCCCGCGCUUCCGCAUCGCGCCCUACAUCCCCGACGAUCGAUACGCGGACGGGUUAACGGGUUUACCGAGGCUCGAGGACUCUCGUCGCCAGUUAACUUUCCUCUCCCCCCGUCAGAGUCAAACGGAGGAAAUCGCACUCGAGAUCAGCUGAUUCUUGUUAAGGAAAGUCUGCGAGAACGAGAGCCUUCGGAGAGUCUGCGAUUUAACGCGGCCGUUGUAUUCGGCAACACCAAAUAAAUUGACUUGGGAACCGUCGAUUUCUCAUUUGGAGAAAGUUCAAGGUGAUGAGUUCUCAGGCAUUUGGAGAAAGUUCAAGUCUAGCGUGCGUCGCGAGGAGAGGGAAGUCACGCGGGGAAGAUGAAGACGAUCUGGGUAAUCGGCGGGCCGGGAUGCGGCAAGGGGACGCAGUGCGACCGUAUGAUCGAGAAGUAUGGAUUACUUCACUUGAGCAGCGGCGAUUUGUUAAGGGCGGAAGUCGCCAGUGGCAGCGAGAGAGGCGCGUCGCUCCAGGAUCUCAUGUCCAAGGGACUGUUCGUGCCAACGGACAUUGUGCUGGCGCUAAUAAAGGAACAGAUGGACAAAGCUCGCGCGGAAGGAACUACGAAGACCGGAUUUCUCAUCGACGGCUACCCUCGUGAGAAAGAUCAGGGUAUUCUCUUUGAAGAAAACGUGUGCCCCGUCGAUUUAAUUCUCUUCUUCGAUGUAGCGAAUGACACCCUGAAAAAGAGACUCUUCGGACGCGCCGCUGUGUCUCAAAGGGCGGACGACAACGAGGAGUCGAUCAAAAAGAGAAUCGAAAUAUUUAAUGCGAAGAACAGCGAGAUCGUCGAACAUUACAAAGACAAAGUUGUCAGAAUUAAUGCGGAGGGAACAGUGGACGAAAUAUUCGCCGAGGUAACGAAAGCGUUGGACGCUUUAUUAGCUUAGAUACAUUGCACCGGAAACUUUCAAAGAGCUGCAAGGGAGAUUAGUUGCUCUUUAAAAACAAAUCGUUACCAAAGUUUAUUACAUUCUAGAUGACUUGUUGGAGACUCACUCGAAUGAAAUAUACGCGUACAAAUUAGGUACUUUUGAUUGUUAAUUGUUGAAUAAAACAUAGAACUGCUUUAA
Messenger RNA from Temnothorax curvispinosus, 1247 nucleotides. RefSeq names its product adenylate kinase isoenzyme 1 (gene Ak1). Gene Ontology annotation, biological process: nucleoside triphosphate biosynthetic process. NCBI's taxonomy places the organism in Eukaryota, Metazoa, Arthropoda, Insecta, Hymenoptera, Formicidae. Bases 495 to 1064 code for a protein of 189 amino acids. The transcript is spliced from 7 exons. Gene Ontology annotation, cellular component: cytoplasm; cytosol. The record is from RefSeq and is a predicted model, not a curated record. Gene Ontology annotation, molecular function: AMP kinase activity; ATP binding.